Molecule: messenger RNA, 3699 nt
Organism: Pygocentrus nattereri (red-bellied piranha)
Lineage: Eukaryota; Metazoa; Chordata; Actinopteri; Characiformes; Serrasalmidae
Gene: slc23a2
Product: solute carrier family 23 member 2
Exons: 16
Coding region: 371-2377 (668 amino acids)
Biological process (GO): transmembrane transport; L-ascorbic acid metabolic process
Cellular component (GO): membrane
Molecular function (GO): transmembrane transporter activity
Source: RefSeq, a predicted model, not a curated record
UGUGUCUGUGUGUGUGUGUGUGUGUAUAAGUGUGUGUAUGUGUGUGUGUGCGUGUAUUUAGAUGGUGGAAGAGGCGAAGACCUAACGUUGGAGUGUGGAGCGGCUCUCCGAGCAGAGCGGCCGGACGGACAGUUGGACUGUUGUUCUGCCUCCAGGGAACCUGAACCGAGGAAGAGCUGCGGACGAAGAAAAGCCCGAGGAGGAGAGAAAACUUCCCCUCGCUUCUCCCAUUCCGCUCCUCGGACAGAUGAGCUUGCUGGCUGACCACUGGACCAUGUAAGGCUGCUGAAGAGUGGAGUGUCAGUGGGUCUUUUCCGAGUGAGUGAGCGUGUGGAGGAGGAGUGUCCAGGAGGAGGAGUGGAGAGGAGGAAUGGGCGUGGGGAAGAACACCUCCUGCAAAUCCAUGGACUCCACCGCAGAGCCAGGCAAAUAUGAGGAGGGGAACAAGCACAGCGCCAACUUCUACCCCAUUCCCGUGGUGGUUAACGGGGGGGCUCCAGCUCCUGGAGAUCAGGACACAGAGGACACGGAGCUCAUGGCCAUCUACACUAAAGAGCGCCAGGCCACAGAUAAGUGGUCAGGACCCCCAUGGACCCUCACAGAGCAGUGCUCCUUGUCGGACACAGUGGACAGUACAGAGAGCUCAGAUGCCCGCAGAAUGGACAUGAUCUACACCAUAGAAGACACUCCGCCCUGGUAUCUGUGUGUGUUCCUGGGAUUACAGCACUACCUGACUUGCUUCAGCGGGACCAUCGCUGUGCCCUUCCUGUUGGCUGAGGCCAUGUGUGUGGGAUUUGACCAGUGGGCGACGAGCCAGCUUAUCGGCACCAUCUUCUUCUGUGUGGGCAUCACCACCCUGCUGCAGACCACCAUCGGCUGCCGGCUUCCGCUGUUCCAGGCCAGUGCUUUUGCAUUCCUCGCACCAGCCAGAGCCAUCCUCUCCCUGGAGAAAUGGAAGUGCAAUGCAACAGAUGUUCCAGUUGUGAACAGCACUGAGCUCCUGCACACAGAGCACAUCUGGCACCCCAGGAUACGAGAGAUUCAGGGGGCUAUAAUCGUGUCCUCUCUGGUGGAGGUGUGUAUAGGGGCUCUGGGUCUGCCAGGUGUUCUGCUGAAGUAUAUUGGGCCCCUCACCAUCACCCCGACUGUGGCUCUCAUCGGCCUCUCUGGCUUCCAGGCCGCAGGAGAGAGGGCAGGAAAACACUGGGGCAUUGCUAUGCUGACGAUCUUCCUGGUGCUGCUGUUUUCUCAGUACGCUCGUAACGUACAGCUGCCGUUCCCCAUCUACAAAGCCAAGAAAGGCUGGACCUCCUACCGCCUGCAGCUUUUCAAGAUGUUUCCUAUCAUCAUGGCGAUCCUGGUUUCUUGGCUUUUGUGCUUUAUCUUCACUGUGACGGAUGUGUUCCCUCCUGAAAGGGGGAAAUAUGGCUUCUAUGCUCGAACAGAUGCCCGGCAGGGUAUCCUAGCAGCUGCCCCCUGGUUUAAAGUACCUUACCCCUUUCAAUGGGGGUUGCCGACGGUAACCGCAGCAGGGGUAAUAGGGAUGAUGAGUGCGGUGGUUGCCAGCAUCAUCGAGUCUAUUGGAGAUUAUUACGCCUGCGCACGUCUGUCUGCUGCCCCCCCGCCUCCUGUACACGCUAUUAACAGAGGGAUUUUUGUAGAGGGUCUGUCCUGCGUGCUGGACGGUUUGUUCGGCACAGGAAACGGCUCCACGUCUUCCAGCCCCAACAUCGGGGUGCUGGGUAUCACUAAGGUGGGCAGUAGGCGGGUGAUUCAGUACGGUGCGGUGCUGAUGCUGCUGUUGGGCACUGUGGGGAAGUUCAGUGCGCUCUUCGCCUCUCUUCCGGACCCCGUGCUGGGGGCGCUGUUCUGCACGCUCUUCGGGAUGAUCACGGCCGUAGGUUUGUCCAACCUGCAGUUCGUCGACCUCAACUCGUCUCGCAACCUAUUCGUUCUCGGGUUCUCCAUAUUCUUCGGCCUGGUCCUGCCCAGCUAUCUCCGGGGAAACCCGCUCGUCACUGGAAUAGUGGAGAUUGAUCAGGUGCUGAACGUCCUGCUGACCACAGCCAUGUUCGUGGGAGGUUCUGUGGCGUUUAUUCUGGAUAACACUAUUCCCGGCACUCCAGAGGAGAGGGGAAUCCGUAAGCUGAAGCGUGGGACUGGUCCCAGUGCGUCUGAGCUGGAGGGGAUGCGAUCCUAUGACCUCCCGUUUGGCAUGGACUUCCUCCGGCGCCACCACAUCUUCCAGCACCUGCCGAUCAGCCCCACCUUCACCGGCUACAAGUUCAGCCUGCUGGGCAGAGCCUGCCAAGAGCGGAGCAGCAGGAGGGAGGAGGGCGGGGCCUCCAAGUUAGAGACAGGGGAAAGCAGGGUGUAGAGCUGGAGGGGUCAGAGUGGUGGUCGUAUAAGUCCAGUUGUGACCUCAUACAUGUGUUUUCGUGCGUUGGCUGCUCUACUUUACCUACAUCUACUCUUCAAAAGUUUGGAAUCACUUACCAUACAAAACAAUACAGUACUAAUUUAUAGAAUCUAAUAUUUUAAAAUACAUUAAGUGUUAUUAAACAAAUAUACUGUAAUUGUCUGUUUAUUGAUUUUUGGCCACAUUGUCUGCCUCAAGAUGCGAUCACGUCUGACGAAUGAGGCAUUCUGUUUUUAUUCUGUUCAGUCAUCCAGUCAUUUUAGAACCACUCUAAGCUCUGUGUUCAUUAUUUAACUGGACACCACUGCAAUUAAAUCUUAAAGGGAAAUUCCAACCUUUUUUUUUUUUUUUCCCAAAUUUUCUGUUUAGCUUUGAGGUGCAAAGUCCUUCAGAGUAAUUUGAUGCAAAAUAGUUAAUUCCGGAGAAAUUUAUGCACUUACCAUAUAUAGCCUGCAUGAACAUAUAAAAUAUGUUUAGGCAUAAAAGUUUUCUAAAAAUUGUACAACAAUGUCCCAGGCUUUGUUUAUAAUCAUUUAAUGUGUGGACUUUCUGUGAGAGCUUUUUUAGGCCUUGGCACUCUUCAGGCGUCUGGUUCCCAUCGCCACCAAAGUGAACACUUCUCGGUCUGCAAGUUUCUCUAUAACUGAGCGUUUCACACCAAACCACUCUGAAUGACUUUGUUUAUAUCAUAACCAUUUAAUUAUGCAGAAAUUUAGAAACAUCGGUGGAGUUGCCCUCUACUUUUGAAAGCUAUGCAGUUGAACAAAACUUGCAUGUUAGAAUCGUUUUAGACACUGAACUGAUUUCAUUUUAUUGACCAGUUUGAUUCCAAACUUUUGAACCGUAGCGAAGUUCAACCUUUUAGCGAUUAUCAAUCUUUCUAUUCAUGUUACGGCACUAAGAACACAAAUGUGCUUCGCAUGGGGUCCAAGAGUGGGAUCGAGAACCGAUGGGUUAAGGCGGGAAGCAGGAAACGGAUCCAGUGCAACGCUGCCUUCCAGGCACCUGGUUGGGUACUGGGUGGGCUCUGUUUGUUUACCUUAGUCAGCAGCUCUGAAGAAUCUGUUUUUGACUGGACAUUAAGAGGCAUUCCGCCAGGUGGCUAAGAUGUUACCAUGGUAACGGUGGUGUAAUGCAGGUUGCACUGGUGGCUUUUCUCUGCGGAUGGGCAGGCAGACAGAGACUGAGACAUGGAAACUUGCACUCUUGCCAAAACUUAAAAAAAAAAAAAAGAUCCUUCAGAGAUCAGUGUUCCCUUUUGUUUUAGCAAACCUGCACUG